UAUGAAAGUGGCGAUCUGGGAGGAUUACGCAGCUUGACGGUGCAAAAAAGGAUACAGUUGCUUGGGUGCUGAUUUGGACUCAAGGCAGGAGUGAAGACAUGGGCUCUGUUUCUAACCAGGAAUUCUCAGGAGUGUGCAAAACUGAAGAAGAUGAGGGACCGAGCGCUGAGGAGGACUCGCAGUCGUUCCACGGGGUCGGAGUAUGCAAGUGGUUUAACGUACGCAUGGGCUUUGGCUUCCUGUCCAUGACCAGCCGAGAGGGAGUGCCACUGGACGAACCGGUUGAUGUGUUCGUCCAUCAGAGCAAGUUGCACAUGGAUGGCUUCCGAAGUCUGAAAGAAGGUGAGGAUGUCGAAUUUACAUUCAAGAAGUCCUCAAAGGGCCUUGAGUCUCAGCGAGUCACUGGACCUGGUGGUAUCCACUGUGUGGGCAGUGAGAGAAGACCAAAGGGCAAGAAGGUUCAGAAGCGACGCUCCAAAGGAGACAGGUGCUAUAACUGUGGAGGCCUAGACCACCAUGCUAAAGAAUGCAAGCUGCCACCUCAGCCCAAAAAGUGCCAUUUCUGUCAAAGCAUCGAUCACAUGGUUGCCCAGUGCCCAAUCAAAGCACAAAGUUCUCAGGGAAAGCCUUCGAGUGAGGAGGAACAAAGUCAACUGGCACCACCUUCAGAAAUGACAGAUUAAACCAGGAACAGAGCAACUCUGAAACCCGGGGCAGCAAAGAAGCCAAUCACACUGCUUUGAUGAAGAUAUGGGACAUGCUCUCCAAUUCCUGUUGAAGCUGCUUUUGAAACUACCUCAGGUUGAGAUUGCUCAUUUAGAGCUUUUUUUUCUUUCAUUUUGGUAUAAUACUCAGGAAUACUGCUGUGAUAUUGCACUCAGGAUUUGUUCUCAGGACUCUCUCUAAAUGUUGGAUCCACUGUUGAUAGAGGGGCUAGACAGACUAUAGUGAUCAUUGCCAGGAUUAAUAGCAUUGUCCGC
Molecule: messenger RNA, 980 nt
Organism: Periophthalmus magnuspinnatus
Lineage: Eukaryota; Metazoa; Chordata; Actinopteri; Gobiiformes; Gobiidae
Gene: lin28aa
Product: lin-28 homolog Aa
Exons: 4
Coding region: 99-683 (194 amino acids)
Molecular function (GO): nucleic acid binding; zinc ion binding
Source: RefSeq, a predicted model, not a curated record